Messenger RNA from Fonsecaea erecta, 1023 nucleotides. RefSeq lists its product as hypothetical. The coding region runs from base 1 to 1023 and encodes 340 amino acids. Gene Ontology annotation, molecular function: oxidoreductase activity, acting on the CH-OH group of donors, NAD or NADP as acceptor. Lineage: Eukaryota; Fungi; Ascomycota; Eurotiomycetes; Chaetothyriales; Herpotrichiellaceae. The record is from RefSeq and is a predicted model, not a curated record. The transcript has 3 exons.
AUGGCUUCGAACACCCCCCACCAGCCCUUCCGCUUUGACGGCGAAGUCGCCAUCGUCUCUGGCGCAGGCUCGCGCAUGGCUGGCGAAAUUGGCAACGGUCGUGCAACAGCCAUCCUUCUCGCCCGGCAAGGCGCCAAAGUCGCCCUCCUGGACAUUAAUGUGUCUUGGGCUGAGGAGACUAAGCGCAUGAUCGAUGCAGAGGGUGGCAUCUCAGCGGUCAUCCGCGCGGACGCCACAGACGAGUCAUCAUGCAAGGAGGCCGUGGCCAAGACCGUCGAGCUGUUCGGCACAGUGACUAUCCUGGUCAAUGUUGUUGGUGUUGGCGGUGCCAUGGGAGAUGCUACAACCCUAGACCUUGCCGCUUGGGAGCGUGACAUGCGCAUCAACGUCACCAGCAUGGUCCUGAUGGUGCGCCAUGUGGUCCCCGAGAUGCGCAAGAUCGGCCGUGGCGCCAUCGUCAACGUCUCCUCGGUGUCGGGCUUGUUAGGUGGUAAUCCGAGCCUGUUGUAUCCCACGAGCAAGGGCGCUAUUAUUCAGAUGACGAGAGCGAUGGCGGCGCAACAUGGGACGGAGAACAUUAGGGUCAACUGUGUGUGUCCUGGCAUGGUGUACACUCCGGUCAGUUUUGGUUUGGCUGUUGUUGAGUUCUUGUUCUUGGUGCUUUCCGUCCUCUUUUCUCCCGACGAUCUCUUUGCGUUGCUCGAAACACAUUCCCUUACAGAACCCAUUCCCAGUGACAAUACUAACUCUCGGGCAACAAAGAUGGUGAGGAGCCGCGGGAUGUCCGAUGAUUUGAGACAGGCAAGAAUAAACCAGAAUAUGCUGAAACAAGAGGGGACUGGAUGGGACGUGGGAUACGCCAUUCUGUUCUUAUGUAGCAAGGAGGCCCGAUGGAUCACGGGCCUGAUCAUGCCUGUUGAUGCAGGCACCACAGCAGGGAAAGCAGUUGCGGACAGGCCGGCGCUGGCGGCAGAUGUGCUGGCGGAGCAGAUGACCGGCAUACCCAACAAGACAGAGCAUUAA